AAUUAAGGUUGUUUGCUUUGUCUUUAUGUCUUUGUACUUGGGUGAUUCAUAGCAACAAUAUAUGAAAACAUGUUUUCAUCUCGAGGAAUCAUGUUUAUUUACUUUCAGCCUUUCACUGCCGCAUCUUGACCAGUUGGCUUACAGUGACAGCUUUAUUCUAUGCGAUGAAAUCACUCACCGUUAUCGACUCGUGUUUGAUGAAAACAUUCGCUUCGAUUAAGUUGCGUUUGAGUGUGCUCUUUCAACUCUUCAAUGUUUGUUGUAAGAUCAUUAAUGUUUGUUGUAAGAUCAUUAAUACUUGCAGAGAAUGCGGCUAUAAAGAUCUCCCCUUCAUCCCAACAUCUCAAGAUCUCCGCAGCUUUUUAAAUAGAGAUCUCACGAUGGAGGAGGACAUCCCUGAAAGCUACAGGCCAGACCCUCCAGGCAACAUCGAAGCGAUAUGGCACAUGUGCCAUACUCCCAAUACAGAUCUCUUUCCCUAUCCAAACAACAAAAGCCCGAUUAUCCCAUCAACAUCAGAUCUAGACGAUGACUGGCUUCUCGCCGCAUCUAGAAGAGUAAGCAUUUUCAUGAAUCGCAGCACCAGCCCCAACAUCCGUCAGCAAAAAGACGAGCACAUCCAAUUCUUCUUCUGGACGGCUCUCGACCGAUCAAACCGCCGCUACAAAGACGUCAACGCUCCUAACGCACGCCUCUGGGAAUUCCACGAUAUGCACGGUAUGCUGGCCUGGUAGCGCGAGAUCACGCACUCCCCGCAUCUCGAGGAGACACAACAAGCCCAUGAAGACGGUCUCUGGCGCCAUGUGCUUCUCAGUUCCCCC
Messenger RNA from Fusarium redolens, 821 nucleotides. RefSeq lists its product as uncharacterized. The transcript is spliced from 2 exons. NCBI's taxonomy places the organism in Eukaryota, Fungi, Ascomycota, Sordariomycetes, Hypocreales, Nectriaceae. The record is from RefSeq and is a predicted model, not a curated record. Bases 165 to 734 code for a protein of 189 amino acids.